Molecule: messenger RNA, 2035 nt
Organism: Pieris rapae (cabbage white)
Lineage: Eukaryota; Metazoa; Arthropoda; Insecta; Lepidoptera; Pieridae
Product: zinc finger protein 84-like
Exons: 5
Coding region: 154-1683 (509 amino acids)
Cellular component (GO): nucleus
Molecular function (GO): zinc ion binding
Source: RefSeq, a predicted model, not a curated record
UAAAAAAUGGCCUUGGUUUCAAGUUGCGGGUUGUUUUUUAUUUAUUUAGUUUUUCAAUUUUCAAAGAAUUACGGAAUCUAUAUGUGUCCUAAUUUAUAUGUAAAUUAUGGCUUAGAAAUUAUCUAAUACGGUUAUCAGUUACGCUUAUCCAUCAUGGAAAGCGGUAUAAUGGUGGAGACGUUACCAUUAUUUGGUAAUUGUUGUUUAUGUUUGAAACUCGAUGUGGUUAAAAGCAUGUUAACGCCAGAUUUAAGAGAAAAGGAGAGUUAUUCUGAAAUGCUGCUCAAGUGUUUUUCAAUAGAUAUAUCAAUUCUUGAUUUAGAAGACACAAAAUGCCUAAUCUGUAGACCAUGUAUAGACCAAUUGGGAGCUUGUGUUAAAUUUAAAGAACAGGUAGACACUGCAUUGAAGUCGUUGGAGGCAGCAGCUAGAAUUAAAAAAGCAGAUGAAGAUUUAAAAAAAGUUAAAGAAGAAAUAUCGAAUGAUGAUGCAAGCGAUGAUGAUAUCCUGUUAUGCCAUUUCAAGCAGGAGUCGAACGAUAGCAACUACCAAGAUGAAUUAUUGGAAAACGGCAUUAACAACUCGGAAGACGAAACGCGGAAAACGAGAAAAUUCUCGAAAAAGAAGAAACUCACAUAUUCAUCCGUCUGUAAGAAGGUCGUUGACCUCGAUGAGACGAUAUACCUUCUGAACGCUGGUCUAUUCCCGUUCAAGAUGAGCAGAGACGAUUUCUCGUGCACCAUAUGCCCCGAGAAGACUACCACCUUGGAAGACUUGAAGACGCACAUAAUCCAGCACAGCACGUCGAACAUCGCGACAGCCUUUAAGAAGAUGUCCCAAUCGACAUCACAGAAAUUCUCCAAAGAGAAGAAUUGCCUCAAGUGCAAGACGUGCGCGUUGGAGAUCAGAAGCUUCGAUGAGAUGAAGCAUCAUGUGGACGCCUGCAUCCGCCUCGGAUGCCGGUGGAACCAGCUUCCCUUCAAGCUGGAGAAGGACCAACUUGACUGCCCCAUCUGCAAGAAGACGUUCCUCAACUUUGUGACCCUGAACACGCAUAUGAACGAACACUACCCGAACCACACGUGCGACAACUGUGGUAAGGCGUUCGCGUCCAGGUCCCGUUUGAGAGGACACCUUCGGACGCAUGAAGUCGGCAGCUUUCCAUGCCGGUUCUGUGAUAUGGUCUUCGAUAAAGUGACGAAACGGGAGAACCAUGUCUCCAAGGAGCACAAAAGUGGGAUUAGAUAUGUCUGCAAGCGGUGUAAUAUAUCCCUGACCUCGUUCUAUGCCAGGCAGAAGCAUUUGGCAGAAGUCCAUAAUGAGGAGCUGAAGAGAUACAAAUGUAAGGCCUGCACCCAGAGUUAUAUCACCCCGGGGCACCUUUCCAGCCAUGUCCGGAGGGACCAUUUGAAUGAAAGGAAUCACAAGUGUCCGAAGUGUGAUCUGGCUUUCUACACCCGGAACUCCCUGAAGAUGCACAUGAUAAAGCAUGAUGGGGAGAGGAUCCACGUAUGCAGCAUAUGCAGUAAGUCCUAUCAGAGGAUGAAGACACUGAGGGAGCAUAUGCGGAUUCAUAAUAAUGAUAAGAGGUUCAUUUGUCCCGUGUGUGGGAGGGCCUUUACGCAGAAGUGUACGUUGAAGGGACAUUUGAAAGUGCAUCAGCGUACGAGUGAAAUUGUGUGAUGGACGCAGACGGGUUAAUUUUAUGUUGUGUAUAGUCUAUAGGGAACGAAAAGCAAUACGCGUGCAAUUUUUCUAUUCGGCAAUAGAGGACGUUGUUUUAAAUUAUUGUAUUAAAUAUAUUCAGUUUUAAAGAGAUUUAUUUUUCUACUCCCUGAUAGAUGUCGCUAUAUCAAAAAUCACUAUGUCGCAGGCAAGUAGGUAAUUUAGCCGUUCUAUUAACAGCCUAGGCUAAAACAAAAAAGCAACGUUUAACUAGCGGCCUGAAAGAUUCCGCAGCGUCAGUUACAAUAUUAAUUUAACUAGAUUGCUAAUGCUUAGGCCAUUUGUAAGAUAGAUUGAUCAAGUGGUAGAA